This is a messenger RNA of Wallemia ichthyophaga EXF-994, 1434 nucleotides long. RefSeq lists its product as uncharacterized. The transcript has 3 exons. Gene Ontology annotation, molecular function: 2 iron, 2 sulfur cluster binding. The record is from RefSeq and is a predicted model, not a curated record. Lineage: Eukaryota; Fungi; Basidiomycota; Wallemiomycetes; Wallemiales; Wallemiaceae. The coding region runs from base 1 to 1434 and encodes 477 amino acids.
AUGGGAUUCGUGCGCGUGGCUGAGGCUGACAGACUUAAGGAGAACAAGAGACAUGUAGUCACGCUGCGAUAUGCCAACGAGUACCAGACUGUGGUUCUAUUCCGCAUGGAUGGCUUAGAGGAGGAUGGGAGGGUGCACACGCGCGAAUACUACGCUAUUGAAUCCAACUGUCCCCACGCUGGUGCGCCACUAGAAAAUGCAUCUUUAGAGUUAGUAGAGGAUGAUAUAGAGGAUAUUGUCGAUGUUAUUGCUGUGUGUCCGUACCAUGCAUACGACCUCUCCCUAUCAUCUGGCGAAUCGAGCUACGGGAUAAAAGCGUGUACUUUCAACGUCGAGCAGCGUGACGAAAUCAUCUACAUCGACACGCACGACUCCAGUCCGUGGGAGGUUAUAGCAGUGCGAGCAGUUUCGGAGCAAUUCGCUGAAUCCACCACCAAUCCCGAGCCACUGCAGCACGUCGACAGGUACAUCACACCAGACCAGGAGCCCACAACACUGACGCAGUGGGCUACACUCAUCCUCAAAACCCCCGACCCCGAGUUGAAAAUAGCUUACACGCGUCGCGCAUCACAACUAUUUAAAGGUGGGCAGAUCAAAGUCAUCGGUAAAUCAACACCGCCUGAGAAGCCUCCGCGCAAUCAACAGCAAGUUGACCCCUCGCGUGCGGGUCGAAGAGGUAAGGGAGGCUCGCUGCAGAGUCGCAUUGCUCUCCUUCACUCCCUAGCCAAUAUUGAACUCUGGGCUAUAGACUUAGCGUGGGAUAUCAUUGCACGCUUUAGUAACGCCUCACUCGAUCCUGUCGCCCCCAACUCCAAAAUGCCUAUGGAUUACUUCUCCGAUUGGCUACAGGUCGCGACUGACGAAGCUAAGCAUUUCAGUCUCCUCAGAAGACGCUUGGAGGAAAUGGGCAGCUUUUAUGGCGCUCUGCCGACUCACGGCGCUCUCUGGGAUAGUGCCGAGGAUACUAAACACUCCCUUAUUAGCAGACUAUCCAUCAUUCACCUCGUCCAUGAAGCUCGAGGAUUGGAUGUCAAUCCUGCGACAAUUGCCAAAUUCAGAGCUAGUGGUGAUUUGGAAUCAACUGAGGUUUUGGAAACUAUUCAUCAUGACGAAAUCACUCACGUCACAGCCGGUCAUAAGUGGAUGCUGUUCUGCUGUAAACAUUCCAACCUCGAUCCUAUAGAAACUUUCAGGAAACAAGUUAAACUGAAUUUCAGCGGUAAACUGCGCGGGCCUUUCAAUACCGACGAUCGUCACAAAGCUGGUCUUAGUGAAGGGUGGUACAAUGAUCUUCAGGGCGAGAAAACUUCCACUUAUAAACCCACAACAAUCAAAUCUGUCAAGGAAGAAGCUAUUGCUGACGCGCUGAAAGAUACAGAUCACACAGUAAAGGAGGAUCAUAUUACUGAAACGUUGAAACACACUCGCAUUUAA